AUGAACAACGCAGUAACGAUCCACCUACCACGCAUCCUCUGCCUCCACGGCGGAGGCACUAACGCCGUGAUCUUCCGGAUGCAGUGCCGCGUGCUCGAAAAGCACCUUGGCCGUUCUUUUCGUCUCGUCUAUGCACAGGCUCCAUUCACCAGUACAGAACCCGGGCCAGAUGUAACGUCGGUCUACAGAAACUAUGGCCCUUUCAGAGUCUGGUUCUGUGAUCACAACAUGUCUAAAGUCCUGACAUCCCGGGAUGUCGCUAUAGCGAUCGACGCCAGUCUUACACUCGCCAUGGCUGCCGACGACGCCAAGGGGGCUACGGGCGACUGGGUUGGCCUGUUGGGCUUCAGCCAGGGCGCGAAGGCGGCAGCUAGCAUUCUUUACAGGCAGCAAAGGUGUGGAAUUACCAACUUCCGGUUCUCGAUUCUUUUUGCCGGUCGUGGACCUUUGGUGUGGCUCAUGCCUGACCUCCCCCAGCCGCACGGUCUGGUCGACGCCGCUACACCGUUCACACACCCCUCUUCUCCCUGUCUCACUAUGGGCUCUAACGAGCACAUGUUGCAGCUGCCUACAGUGCAUGUCCAUGGAUUAAGCGACCCUGGCCUGGAGAAUCACCGAGACCUACUUCGGGAUUACUGCGACCCGCUACAGGCCACACUGUUGGAGUGGGCAGGCGAUCAUCGCAUGCCAAUCAAGAGCAGAGAUGUCGAGACAGUGGUCCAACAGAUUCACCGAGUUGCAAGAGAGACAGAGACCCCGUCAGUAAUGAUGACUGGGAAAGGUUUCUAUGGAAGAUCGAUCGAGAAUGGCUUCUCGCUACAAACUUUGAGCAUGUAUAUUUGA
This is a messenger RNA of Penicillium verrucosum, 843 nucleotides long. RefSeq lists its product as uncharacterized. Bases 1 to 843 code for a protein of 280 amino acids. The record is from RefSeq and is a predicted model, not a curated record. Gene Ontology annotation, biological process: secondary metabolite biosynthetic process. The transcript has a single exon. Gene Ontology annotation, cellular component: nucleus; cytoplasm. Lineage: Eukaryota; Fungi; Ascomycota; Eurotiomycetes; Eurotiales; Aspergillaceae.